Paramuricea clavata is the source of this 2959-nucleotide messenger RNA. Lineage: Eukaryota; Metazoa; Cnidaria; Anthozoa; Malacalcyonacea; Plexauridae. The record is from the annotation of a GenBank genome assembly.
AUGUCAGGACAGUCAGACCUCCAACUAACAAUAGACGAAGACGCACGAACACUCUUAGCGCUAGACACCACUAAGGCUACUGGACCUGACGGAAUACCAUCUCGACUUCUAAAAGAAACAGCGCGGCAGAUUGCACCUUCCCUCACCCAAAUUUUCAACAAGUCGUUAAGCUGUGGCGAAUUACCUGAUGAAUGGAAAUUAGCAAACAUUGUACCAGUACACAAGAAAGGCGAAAAGAGCCAAGUAGAGAACUAUAGACCUAUCUCUCUUCUUUCCAUAAUAUCGAAAGUACUAGAACGUUGUGUCCUGAGAAAUUAACGUGAUCAUCUGCUGGUAUUAAUCAAUGAUAGCCAACAUGGUUUUAUUCCCGAAAGUCGUGUACAACUCAGCUGUUAGAGGUUGUUGACUAUAUAGGUUCACUUCUGGACGGUGGCAAGCAAACUGAUGUAGUCUAUAUGGACAUGUCCAAGGCAGUCGACAAAGUCCACCAUAAGUAUCUGAUAAGCAAAUUAAGGAAGGUCUAUGACAUCUCUUGUAAACUCCUUCGCUGGUUUGAGUCGUAGCUAACAAAUCGCAAGCAACGUGUAACUGUGCUAAGAGCUACAUCCUCCGCAAGACCUGUUCUGUCAGGAGUUCCACAGGGUUCAAUAUUAGGUCCCAUACUGUUUCUGUUGUACCCGAACGACCUGCUGGAUGCAGCAGAGCAAUCCAAGAUCGCAUCCUUCGCCGAUGACACAAAGCUAUUUAAGAAAAUUGAUUCCACUACUGAUGCCAUAUCCUUACAAUGUGACUUGAGUAAUUUGGAGAACUGGUCAAUAUCUUCAGGUCUUGUCUUCGACCAAGGCAAAUGCAAAUGUCAGUGUAUAACAGGGAAAAAGAAUCCCACCAAACACGAGUAUAAGAUCAACAACAAGUCCCUGGUAGUAACCGAGAAAGAGAAAGAUUUAGGCAUAUGGAUCACGGGCAUGUUAAGCUGCUCUUACCAUACCCGCGAUCGCUGUGCAAAGGCAAAUAAGAUGCUUGGUUUCCUGCGUAGGGCUGCAACGGAAAUUACAGAUAUUAAGAUACGCCGUACACUGUACUUGUCAAUUGUUCGCUCAACGUUAGGUUACGCCACUCAAGUCUGGUCACCACAAUCGAUCGACUUAAUUACGAGGACAGAACGCAUCCCAAGACGAGCUACAAAGUUCAUUCUGAAAUUACCAUACGUGUGCGGAGAAACGUACAAAGACAGACUGAUCUCCUUAGACUUACUACCAAUCACCUACUGUCAUGAGUUGCUUAACAUUAUGUUUUUCUUUAAAGCUGUAAACAACAUUAUAACUGCCUCGAAUGAAGUCCUUCCACAGCCAAUUAUACCAUCAAGGCUCACUAGAACAUCGGUUGACACCAACGUGCUCUCGUUCCGUCCUCGCAAAUGUAAGACGCUGAUCAUGACAUACCAACGCUCUUUCUUCAUCAGAGUAAUAAGAACUUACAACUCUUUGCCAGAAAGUCUAAGGCAAAAAGACUCUCACUGGUACGAUUUAGAACAUUGUUGCUCGACUAUUAUCACAACGCUGUCAAGACAUCGUAUGAUGUGGACGAUGCCAGAACGUGGAGAACGUGCAGUCUGCUUGAAAUGCAACACAUCACCAAACUCAUGCAACCAUUAACGUGCUGCUAUUAGUACUGUAUACACUGUAUACACUGUAUCCAUUACCAGUUUCAACUUUCAAUUUAUAUAUUAGUUAUGUGUUUUCUGUAUCCAAGGGCGCACAGUAAUUGGUUUCAAGCUGUUGUGGUGUCGCCGCCUUUAAGUUGUUGUCAACUUUAUGUUGUUGCAUGUCAACUUUUUGUCCAACCUUGAAACGUGGGAGGCUCGGCGUCUUUUUUGCGUUUCGAUAAGUUUUGUCCAGGUCUAUGCCAAGUUUUUAAGCAAUUUUCCAUAUUUUCCAUUGUUGGGCUCAUAAAAUUCAAGCAUAUUAAAUGAAUGUGUAUGAUUAUAAAAUUAAACCAUCCUAGGUUUAAUUUCGCAAUCAUGUACGUUGCGCUGAAGUUUUCGCGUUUUGGGGUUGGACAGAAAUGGUUGGGUGUACGUGUUGUUUGAAUGUGUAAUUAUAGGCGAAGCUAAAUAAAUAAAUAUAUAAAUCACCAUAUUCCAUUAAACGUCUAAUUAAAGAAAUAUAUUUGCUAUUCAAUGUAGAUCUGUUCAGACGAAAUCUUAACCUGUAAGCAUAUUCAAUCUUUUGGCCGCUCUUUCGCUAAUAAUACAUAUGCGGUGAUUUUGCCAAGAGAGAUCACUUGAAAGAUUAUUGCCUAAGUGACAAUACAAGUGAACGUCUGGUAUGGCCGCUUGAUUUAACAAAAUCUACGAUGAUCAGGUUUGUUAUUCUUAACAGAAAAAAUCAUAGAUCGUGUUUUACUGGGAUUUAUGGUUACCAUCCAUUUAUCGGCCCAAUUAGAUAUAGAUGUAAGAUCAGUAUUAAGCUUUACAGCAGAAGUUGUUGGAGAAUCUACCACAUCUAAAAUCAUAGUGUCGUCAGCAAAUAAAAAGCCUCAGAUUGUAUAUCAUUAGUAAUAUCGUUGAUGUAUAUCAGAAACAGGAGAGACCCAAGAACACUGCCUUGGGGUACUCCAGCAUUGACUUUUUCCCAGUUCGAAUUGGUCCCCUCCACAACUACUCGUUGAAAACGAUUAGAGAGACUGCUCUCCAACCAGUUUAGUAAUGUACCUUUGAUUCCAAUAAAUUUCAAUUUGCUUAUCAACCCCUCGUGCCAAACUUUGUCAAAUGCCAUACUAAUAUCCAGAAACACUGCUCUUAUUUUUUUUCUAGAAUAUAUUUGAUGAACAGCAUAUGUUAAUUGCAAAACAGUUGAAUGGCCAGGACGAAAACCAGACUGUAAAUUAUGUGAAAUCCAAUUGCGAUCAAGUAGUUAAUUAUGAAGGCGAACAAAAACUAUUUUUUCGCAAAUUUUAG